UAUUCAGUCUAUAACGUGCCGACAAAUCGUGCGCUCCCUCCGCAGCCAUAGUAAAUAUUGGAUAUUAUUUUUAUUUUGUCUUGAAUCGUGCAUUAAAUAACACCACUGUGCACGUCGUAGUAGAUAUUAGGGAUACACAUAUGUCUGCGAUAUUGCUCGUUUGCGCGUCGCUUCGUAAUCAUGUUUUUUGAUCAUAUGUCUUAUUUUUUCAUUAUUUUGUAUUUACGUUGAAAUAUUUGGACUUGCUUUGCAAUACAGUGCGUGUGAUCUUUUAUAUAUUUUUUCAAAGAUCUGUCUAGACAUUGUUAGUGACGCUCGAGCGAUGACUCCACACAGUGGCGAGGGCACUGAGCGGCCGCUCGUCGUGGUGCUGGAUGGCGGGUUCUCAACACAGCUGUCUUGUCACGUAGGCCACGUAAUCGACGGCGAUCCACUAUGGAGCGCUCGAUUUCUUCACACUCACCCAAACGAAGUUGUCAACACCCAUCUUGAUUUCUUGAGAGCGGGGGCCGAUUUGAUAAUAACGAACACAUACCAGGCGUCGACAGAAGGUUUUGCAGAACAUCUUGGAGUAACGCGAGAACAGGGCUACGAACUUAUAAUUCGUGCAGUGGAGCUCGCUAAACGUGCAAGAUCCUUGUACUUAGAAGAAUACCAAAAUUAUAUCGAGAAUGAUAACGUUCCACUAGUGGUCGGUUCUGUCGGCCCCUUUGGGGCACACUUACAUGACGGAUCUGAAUAUGAUGGGAGCUACGCGGAUACUACAUCGGUUGAGACUAUGCGAGAGUGGCAUCGGCCACGUAUUCAAGCUCUUGUAGAAGCGGGCGUAGACCUCUUAGCGCUGGAGACGAUACCUUGUCAAGAAGAAGCUGAGAUGUUGUGUGAUCUUCUCCGCGAGUUCCCGGGCAUGAAGGCAUGGCUGGCAUUUAGUUGUAAAGAUAAUCAGAGUAUAGCCCAUGGAGAGAGUUUUCAAAAAGUGGCCAAGAAGUGUUGGGAGUCUAACCCUGACCAGUUGGUUGCUGUGGGAGUUAAUUGCUGCGCUCCUUCAUUCGUAUCAGAUCUACUGAGAGGAUUCAAUGAUGAUCGACCUCACGCGCCCAUACCGCUCAUCGUGUAUCCGAAUUCCGGGGAAAAAUACAACCCUCAAAUAGGAUGGAUAGACCGCGAUAAGUGUGAACCAGUGGAAAUGUUUAUACAAGAAUGGUUAGACCUCGGAGUCCGUUACGUCGGUGGAUGCUGCCGUACCUACGCCUCUGAUGUGUCGCGUAUCCGCAAUCAGGUUUGCUGUUGGCGCGACAAAUAUACCUUCAACGCAAAGUACGAAGCAAACAAAUCAACGCAAAACCAUCAGACGGAUACAAGAUCGGAUUUAAAUAAGAUUACACCUUAGGACUGUUUAAAUAGCAUCCUUUUUUUUAAGUUAGGUUGUAAAUAAGUCAAUACCUACGAGUGUUUUGAAUAAGUACGAUUCUAAAGACCUGUUUCACAAGUUAAAAGAAAAUUUAAUUUAAUUAUCGUAUUAGAGUUAAUGCAGAUACUAGAUAGUACUCAUUUUAUUAACAUUUAUUUAAAAGAAUAGACUCUAACCAUUGUAUUUUGUCAGCUUAUACCUACAUUAUUUAACGAAUAGCAUUUAUUCAGAAGUUGUGAAACCGACCGUAAGAAACAGUGUGAAACAGACAGACAGACCGGUGUAAACUCAUAUUUAGAGGUAAAUGCAAUUGAUAUCGAAUAUUAAUUAGGUGCUUUUUUUUAAAUUGCGGAGCGAAAUCAGUUGUGGUAGAUUUUCUUAAGAAAUCGUCGCAACAAAAGAAUACAUAUAUUUACUAAAUAGUAGCUAUCUAUUCUAGAUCUAUAUGGCAUAGAAAUAAAUUAUGUUUUAUUUCUCGUUAAUACUUAUGUAUGUUAUGGUAUACGAAAAUUUCAUAUAUCUAAGUGAUAAGGAAUAUAAAGGAACUAAACUAUAAUAUAAACCAAAGAUAAACGACAACUAUUCAUAUAAGUGUUUACCGACAAAAACAAUUUGCAUAGGUAUCUCAAUUAUAUUAUGUGUAAGUGUAAAAAAUAAAUACUAUUUCCGCAUUAA
This is a messenger RNA of Manduca sexta (tobacco hornworm), 2086 nucleotides long. Its product is annotated as homocysteine S-methyltransferase 1. Bases 323 to 1390 code for a protein of 355 amino acids. Gene Ontology annotation, molecular function: S-adenosylmethionine-homocysteine S-methyltransferase activity; zinc ion binding. Gene Ontology annotation, biological process: S-methylmethionine cycle. The transcript has 7 exons. The record is from RefSeq and is a predicted model, not a curated record. Lineage: Eukaryota; Metazoa; Arthropoda; Insecta; Lepidoptera; Sphingidae.